AUCAAGGAAGGUGGAAUACACAGCUAUGAAAAGGAAAGAAAUAAAGGUCACACAAAUUUAAUUUCUGGAGCUUCUGGAUAAUAAGAGGACAAUAUUUCCUUGAAGGGGUUCAACAACCUGAAAGCUAUGGAAGACUCAACUUCGAAGUUUUCACCUGUGACAUGGAAAUGGACACUUUCACUCUUCAGUUUUGCUCUGGAACUUGUUUACGUGGCUGGACUAGAUUUUUCUGGAUAUGACUCAGGUGACAAGGAUACCAAAGAAUAUCCACAUAUUCCAGAGCUGGGAAACACCAUUUUUGAUGGCCGUGUAUCUGGAGAAGGUUUCAGCACCACAACAGAAAGCAUCCCUUAUAUCACAAGCUAUCUUGACCCUUAUUAUCCAGAAGAAAUCACAGCUGGUUAUUAUGAAUCAACAUAUUUCACCUACUACGCAGAGAGAGAAGAACCCACUGUUCCCACACCAAUGGUUAUUACAGAUGCUAUUGCCUUGAGAGAAAACAAAGACCUUUCCCCAGUUCCUGAAGGUCCAAAGAAAACAGAAGUGGUUGAUCUUUUUGAAGAACUAAGGCUGUUGAGUGAUACAGGAUUCAAGAUUGUUCCAGGAUCUCAGAGAGGUCUAACAGCAUAUCAGUUGGAACCUGGUAUUACAAGAAAAAUAAAGUCUGUGCUCCCAUAUGGCCUUCCCCAAGAGUUCUCCAUAGUCUCUACAUUCAGAAUCAGGCAAUCCACCCUGAUGUGGGACUUAUGGGCAAAUACUGGCAGAGAUGGAGCUGAUCAACUUAGAUUCCGCUUUUUGGAGGAAAGCCAUGCAGUGGAGGUAUAUUAUGCAGCAGCAGCCGCGGGUGACUCAGUCACUACCUUUGAAGAUGUGGGAAAGCUGUUUGAUGGAGCUUGGCACAAAAUUAGUUUGAGUAUCCAAAGAAGCCAGAUAGUUCUCUAUGUAGACUGCCAGCAGAUAGGUACAGCCAAAGUCAACAAUUAUGGACUACUGAAGGCAGAUGGAGAGAUUGUUUUAAUCCGGAGGAUUAAGGAUGACAGCGCACAAGUACAGGUUGAAAUGCAAAAACUUCAGCUGUACAAGAAUCAUAACCUGGUGUUGAAUGAAACUUGCUGUGAAAUACCCGGAGGGGAAGAUGAAUCUCUGUGCCCCACUUCAGGAGAGAUAGAACUUGCAACAAAAUGUCAGCCUUGGGAACAAGGGGUAGCUGGUCUGCCAGAUCCAAAGGAAGAUCAUGGUGCUUCAGGAGAUGAUGGACCAUCUGGGUAUUCAGGAGCUAUGCAACAGGGUCAACCAGGUCUUGCUGGUCUAAAAGGUGCAACUGGACCGAUGGGAUCUAGUGGAUUCCCUGGAACUGAUGGAGAACUAGGACUUCCAGGCUAUCCUGCAGUUUCAAGAAACGGCCAACCAGGAAAAUAAGGACCCCUCUGGAUACAAUGAACCUCCAGGUCAACCUGGACCUUCUGGCCCCCCAGGUGUCCCUGGCCUAUGUGAGCCUGUGAUGCCUUCAUUUCCACCCCACAGGUUCAGCAGUGAUUAGCAAAAGGACCAACAGUUUGAACAAAUUGAACUAAAAGAAUGUGGAUUCUGAUGUUAUGAAUAAA
Molecule: messenger RNA, 1604 nt
Organism: Sphaerodactylus townsendi
Lineage: Eukaryota; Metazoa; Chordata; Lepidosauria; Squamata; Sphaerodactylidae
Product: collagen alpha-1(XXII) chain-like
Exons: 11
Coding region: 127-1419 (430 amino acids)
Cellular component (GO): basement membrane
Source: RefSeq, a predicted model, not a curated record